AUGGUCUGGAACGCAAACUCUUAUGAUUCCUAUGCUGAGAAGCAACCGACGGCCGGGCCAACCGAUAUCAACUCACCAGAAGUGGUCCAUCCCGAUCAGAUACAUCGAGCAAGCAACUACUUGGAGGAGCGAUUUCCGAAAUACUAUUACGAACCCGAAAGGACCCAACAAGUACCGUACCCGAUGCCUCUUUCAGUCGACAGCCAAAACGAGAAGCGGGAAGGCAACGUAGAGGGUGCCCCGAAAAAGAAGAUCUGGGGGAUCCGACGUGGUCUGUUCAUUGCUGCGGUUGUCAUCGCCCUGAUCAUAAUUGGGGCGGCAGUGGGCGGUGGUGUUGGAGGGUCUUUGGCUUCGAAGAAGAGUACACCCAAGGAGGCUGCUGUGACGAGUUCCGCAGAUCAGGAAGAUGCUACACAAUCUUUGGAAGUAACUUCCACUCCGACACCCGUCCCAACCACCAAGUCGCGAACGACUACCAAGCCCUCAUCGACUCCAAGAGUUGAUGCUUCUGCCGGGGCCGACAGGUGA
Messenger RNA from Fusarium keratoplasticum, 528 nucleotides. RefSeq lists its product as uncharacterized. The transcript is spliced from 2 exons. The record is from RefSeq and is a predicted model, not a curated record. Lineage: Eukaryota; Fungi; Ascomycota; Sordariomycetes; Hypocreales; Nectriaceae. The coding region runs from base 1 to 528 and encodes 175 amino acids.